This is a messenger RNA of Brugia malayi, 570 nucleotides long. RefSeq names its product dUTP diphosphatase, putative (gene Bma-dut-1). The record is from RefSeq and is a predicted model, not a curated record. The transcript is spliced from 4 exons. Lineage: Eukaryota; Metazoa; Nematoda; Chromadorea; Rhabditida; Onchocercidae. Gene Ontology annotation, molecular function: dUTP diphosphatase activity; magnesium ion binding. Bases 1 to 570 code for a protein of 189 amino acids. Gene Ontology annotation, biological process: dUMP biosynthetic process; dUTP catabolic process.
AUGUCGAAGGAUAGUGAUGUAAUAACACCAUUGGAGAAUAUCUUGCAGGAAACAGAAAAUCCGACAUCAAAAAAGCUAAAAGUGGAUGCCAUUCCUGCUGUAAAAGCUUUAAUUCCGGAGAUUAUUUCUACUAUAGAAAUGGAUAAGAAAUGUAUUUAUUUCAAGAAGUUAUCGGAAAAUGCCCAGAUUCCAACUUACGGAUCGGAAUGGGCAGCUGGAGCUGACCUAUACAGUGCUUAUGACUGUGUGAUACCCGCAAAGGAUAAAGGUUCUGUUGGGACAGAUCUACAAGUUCAAAUUCCGCGAGGUUAUUAUGGUAGAAUAGCGCCACGCUCAGGUCUUGCUAUGAAGCAUUUCAUUGAUGUUGGUGCCGGAGUUGUUGAUUCGGAUUACAGAGGUCACCUCAGUGUGGUGCUUUUCAAUUUUGGUACCGAAGAUUUCCAAAUAAAGAAAGGUGAUCGAAUAGCUCAAUUCAUUUGUGAGAAAAUUUCUCACUGCGAAUUUGUCGAGGUUAAAUCGCUAGAAAAUAGUAAACGUGGAACGGAUGGAUUUGGUUCAACUGGUGUUUAG